This is a messenger RNA of Oldenlandia corymbosa var. corymbosa, 2316 nucleotides long. The record is from the annotation of a GenBank genome assembly. NCBI's taxonomy places the organism in Eukaryota, Viridiplantae, Streptophyta, Magnoliopsida, Gentianales, Rubiaceae.
AUGGGGAAACGAAUUACAGGCAAGAUGGCCAAGAAGAACAGAAGGAAGAGGAUGGAGAAGAAGUACAGAAGAAGAAGAGCGAGAAGAUUGCGUCAAGAAUCCGAAGUUCAUCAGCCUGAAGGUGAAUUGAACGAACCAGGAGAAGAAGGGGUUCAUGAACCUGAACCAGAUGAAGUUGAUGAUGAAGCUCAGCCUCAAUUUGAAUUCAAUGUCCCAGGAGAAGAAGGGGUUCAUGAACCUGAACCAGAUGAAGUUGAUGAUGAAGUUCAGCCUCAAUUUGAAUUCAAUGUCCCAGGAGAAGAAGGGGUUCAUGAACCUGAACCAGAUGAAGUUGAUGAUGAAGUUCAGCCUGAAGAUGCACCGAAUAACCAAGAAGAAGAAGGGGCUGAUCCCAAUGCUGACGUUCGCAAUCAAUUGAUCAAUAUCCCACAAGAAGAAGUGGUUGAUCUGAAAGCCCCAGAAGGAGGGGUUCAAGAAAAUGAUUCCGGCGAUGAUGAAAUGAAUGUCCCAGAAGAAGGGAUUCAAGAAAAUGAUUCCAGCCAUGAUGAACUGAAUGCCCCAGAAGAAGGGGUUCAAGAAAAUGAUUCCGGCAUUGAUGAAUUGAAUGUCCCAGGAGAAGGGGUUCAAGAAAAUGUUGCCGAUGGUGAUGAGCAGGAAAUGGAAGGAAAAGAAGAUGGGCAGGAGGAAAAUCCAGAAAAACCAGUAGAUGAAGUUGAACCGUCGGAAGGAAAUCAAGAACCAGUCGGAGCAGUUGAAGGAUCAUUAUCUCCGGCAAACCCAGAAGCAGAGCAAGAAGCCCAUCCAGUCAGAGAUGAAGAUUCUCCUAAAUCCUCUGAAGAUGCUUCUCAGGGAAAUUCUGGUGAUGGGCCCAAAGAAACAGAGGAUCUUGAUCGUCAGGAUGAUCUUGCUGAUCGGAAUCCAGGGAAGAGGCCAAUGAGAGAAGAAGAAGAAGGAGUUAAUCGUUCCGGUCAACACGAGUCGAAGGAUGAUAGGCGUAGAUUAGAAACUGCUGACAAUUUUGGGAUUGCUCCAGAGCAUCAUGUUGAUCAAUCUGGAAUGGUGAUCAGAACGGCGCCUAAUGACGAUGGGGAUGUUGAUCAAGAUGAUAUUGAUGAUGAUAUGGCAUCAGUGCCUUUUGAUGAUUUUGACACUGGCAACCCGUUAGGAGUUAGAACCUACCCGGUGCCUUCGAUCCAUGUUCAAGAUUAUUAUCUAUACGGCAGAGGUGGUCGCGGUGACAAAGCUGAAUAUGUUUCUUCUUCUUCUUCGUCUUCUUCUGCUGCUGCUUUCAAAGAUGAUCUAUGCCACGACCCUGUUGAAUAUGAACGUCAAAUGGCAGAAGCUUCCCGCCGAUCAAUUCUAGAUACAGAACGCAAUCAUCUCCAUGCUGAAUUUGGCAUCAUCACCACAACUGAAGCUGGAUCUUCUUUUUCCUCUUCUGUUAUGGAAGAUUCAGAUAUAGAACCAGUAUACGAUCGUGCCCGACAGUUUCUUGCCGGAGCCCGGAACUCCAUAGUAGAAAUGCUAGGCCGAUGGCCGGACAUUGAUGAGUCGCGAUUAAUGCAAGCUUCAUCGAGCAGUAAUCCUCCUGUUCAUCAAUCUGAUGAUGGUGAUCGCAAUGCCGAGGAGAUGCGUCAAAGAAAAGGAAAAGGGGUUUAUCAAUCUGAUCCUGGUGAUGCUACACCUGAUGAUGACUUGAGCGAUGAUGAGACCUUCAUGGAUUAUAAGGAAGAAAUUUUAGACAUGAUGGGUGUUCCUCCGGAGCAUCUUGCCGGAUUUGAUGCCGGAAUCCCAAUUGGAACUAAGAGCAACCCAUCACCACGAAUGAUGAAGAAGAUGAAGAUGAAGAACAAGGCCCCUGCUCCGAUUUAUCCUGACGAUUAUGUAAACCAGGGCGAGGAAGAUUUCGGAUUGCAAGAAGCAAUGCGUUUAUCAAUGCUAGAAUCACAAAACACCCGCCCAAGUUGUCAACAUGAUGCUGAAGCUGGAUCUUCUUUCUCCUCUGUUAUGGAAGGUCCUUCCACAUCUUACGAUGAUCCGCCUGAUGAAUAUUGGCUACCACAGAGAAAAAGGGUGAUGGGUUGGAUGGAAUGCGCGAUUUGCGGUGCUGCAAAACCUCCUGAGUUCAUGAUUCAAAUCUCUUGUCAAUGCUGCCAUUAUUGCAUCUGCAUCGAUUUUUGUAUAGUCAUUUUGCUUGGGUUUGAGGCUGAGGAAAACACUCGUCUGGUUUGCCCACACUGUGGUCAUAACUUGCUUCCUGAGGGACUCUACGCUCUUGUGCUGAGUCAGCUGGUGAUGGCUUACUAUUUCCAGUAA